Messenger RNA from Hylaeus volcanicus, 2497 nucleotides. It is a transcript of the gene aPKC, whose product is annotated as atypical protein kinase C. The record is from RefSeq and is a predicted model, not a curated record. Gene Ontology annotation, biological process: protein phosphorylation; establishment or maintenance of cell polarity. The transcript is spliced from 8 exons. Bases 21 to 2363 code for a protein of 780 amino acids. Gene Ontology annotation, molecular function: protein serine/threonine kinase activity; protein binding; ATP binding. NCBI's taxonomy places the organism in Eukaryota, Metazoa, Arthropoda, Insecta, Hymenoptera, Colletidae.
ACGGCUAAAUUCGCUGCGAAAUGGCGUGGGGUUACUGGAGCGCAACUUCGGUCAGCGAUCGGGGUCGGUCACCUCGUCGCGAGAAGGAUAAACAGCAGCAUCAGAGCUUGCAUCAUCAGCAACAGCAACAACAACAAUUUCAUCAGACCGAGACGGGAGUUACGCAGGGGUUGUACGGUGUCGUACAGCAGGUACAAGGGGAGCUAGGUGUCGGCUCCUCCUCCGUCUGUAGCGGGCCUAGUGGUGUUGCCGGUGUCGGUGCCGCAGUGGAGGAACCACCCUGCAGUAUGAUGAUACAAGGUGGUGCCUUCUAUUCUUAUUCAGCCGCUACGGCCGCAGCCGCCGCCGCCGCCGCCGCAGCUGCCGUUGGGCGUAGGAUUCCCUCUGCCGUCGAAGGACCAUCCACCUCUUCCACAGGCAUACAAGUUUUACCAAGAGAUCGCCCGAUUAAAUCGAGCACCAGCACCUACCCGCCCUCGCCGAGCAGCGACUCCGCCGAGUACGAGCAACCUAUCGGAGGACUUCGCACCGAAUGCUCCCCGAACAGCAGUCCCCGCGACGAUAUAUUCAUCCAACCCUCGUCGUCCUCCAGAAUGAAGAUACUCACCGACAAAGGCAUCGACGACGCGUCGGACCUCGACGUCGACGAAAUCGCCGCGACGGAGAUGAUGUACGCCACGAGCAAUCGCGCUAUAGGGUGUCGUGUACAUGGACCGUGUAAUCCGCCACCGGAUACCGCAGGCCCCAUCCCCUCGCUGAUAGACGACACGACCGGAACUCCUCAAUUUUGGUUCAACGACAUCACCUGGGUUUUUCCCAACGUGCCGCCUGCACCUGGGAUGCCAUGUCAAGGAGAAGACAGAAGCAUCUACAGACGCGGCGCACGUAGAUGGAGGAAGCUGUACCGAGUGAAUGGUCAUAUAUUUCAAGCGAAACGUUUCAAUCGGCGAGCGUUUUGCGCCUUCUGCCAGGAUCGGAUUUGGGGACUAGGACGACAGGGGUUCAAAUGCAUUCAGUGCAAGUUACUCGUUCACAAGAAAUGUCACAAGGUGGUGCGCAUGCCAUGCUUGAACAUACAACAGCAGCAGCAGCAGCAACAGAUGUCGAGCACAGAAUCGCAGACGAUCGACAGGAACGGCGAUCAACCGCUUGAUUCUGUCCAAUGUAGCCCUGUAGCUCACCUCGAAGAUGAGAUCUCAGAGUCGCCCAUUAUCGAGGAGCAUUCGCGCAAUCGAACUGGAAGCGAAGAAAGGGAGGAAUUGCCACUGGAUACGUUAAAUGACGCAGAUAAUUCUAAUGAUAUGCAGAGGCAAUACUCGUUGAAUGAUUUUGAAUUGAUUAGGGUAAUCGGUCGUGGUUCCUACGCGAAAGUUUUGAUGGUCGAACUGAAGCGUACAAAAAGGAUUUAUGCUAUGAAAGUGAUUAAGAAAGCCUUGGUAACGGACGACGAAGACAUCGAUUGGGUUCAGACGGAAAAGCACGUCUUCGAAACUGCCUCGAAUCAUCCUUUCCUCGUGGGCCUGCAUUCCUGUUUUCAAACGCCUUCCCGUCUAUUCUUCGUGAUUGAGUUCGUACGCGGCGGCGAUCUUAUGUUUCAUAUGCAGAGACAACGCCGACUUCCAGAAGAACACGCACGAUUUUACGCAGCUGAAAUUAGCCUCGCCUUAAACUUUUUACACGAGAAAGGUAUCAUAUACAGAGACUUGAAGUUAGACAAUGUACUACUCGAUCACGAAGGACACGUUAAAUUAACUGAUUACGGAAUGUGCAAAGAAGGCGUUCGAGAGGGCGAUACAACUGCCACGUUUUGUGGCACACCAAAUUAUAUCGCGCCUGAGAUAUUACGGGGUGAAGAUUAUAGUUUCUCUGUAGAUUGGUGGGCACUUGGAGUACUGCUGUACGAAAUGCUCGCAGGGCGCAGCCCGUUUGAUGUUGCGGGCGCGUCGGAAAAUCCCGAUCAGAAUACCGAAGAUUAUCUGUUUCAAGUUAUUUUGCAGAAGACAAUUCGUAUACCGAGGUCGUUAUCGGUUAAAGCAGCCUCUGUCCUCAAAGGUUUCCUUUGCAAAGAUCCUAAUGAAAGAUUAGGUUGCGGUAAAAGGCCAACUGCUUUCCUCGACAUCGUUGCUCAUCCUUUCUUCAAAGCAAUCGAUUGGGAAAUGUUGGAGCAAAAACAAGUUACACCACCUUAUAAACCACGUUUAGAUUCUGAUCGCGAUUUAGCUAACUUCCCACCAGAGUUUACAGACGAACCAGUGCAUUUAACACCCGAUGAUCCGAGGGUAAUCGACAAAAUCGAUCAAAGCGAAUUCGAGGGCUUCGAGUACGUGAACCCGUUACUUAUGUCUCUGGAAGACUGCGUGUGACAAGAACCGCUUGUUAUUGUGCAACAUCACAAUCAAAAUCAUCAACAAUUGCAGCAGUGUUACAUGUACGAAUUACAAGACAAACUUGCGAAGCUUCGAAUCGAUCCUCUGUUGAACAUCAGCUCAAGAAGUCG